CAGUAGCAGAAGUGUGGGGUUUUUUUGUUUGUGCCUCCGCGUGGAGGGAAGAAAGAGUUCCGCCCACCUCCGCUGCAAGGUUCAGUCCACCCCAAUAACCGUUAUUUACGUCGGUAAAUUUUGAUUCAAAAUUCCCCCGUUGCUAGCAAAAAAAUCACUACACUUCGGUAUUGUCAUCGUAGGGCGGUCCCAGUCGAGGGUUACAUGCUUGUACCGUUCCUCGUUUUCAUUGUAGAAGUCCACAUAUUUUCGCGGAAAAGGAUACAUUUUCCUCCCCAUUCUUUGCAUGGUAGUUGCCAGUUCAGCUCUGUUUUCAAGCCGGUCCAAGAUGGAUGCGGAGUUGUAGAAGGGUAGCAGUAAAGCUCGGAAUAAGCAACCUAGCUUUAGCUUAAACCGAAUCCGAGCUGACAAUUGAGGAAAACAAGUUAAACAAAACGUUUUUCAGCAUUUUGUUGCGACGUAGUUCCUUUAUCCUAAUACAUUUUUGCCACAAUGAUCGAAUCAAUCCUUGCAUGACUCGGUAGAAGGCUAAUUUGAAUAGCUACACAGCUAGCACAGCACAUACAGCGACAAUAAGUACCGCAGCACGAGAAUGGGAGAGCGGCUAGAACUCAAGCUGAAAUCGCCAGUUGGAGCAGAACCCGCGAGUUACCCAUGGCCGUUACCAGUAUACGAUAAACACCAUGACGCUGCUCAGGAGAUUAUUGAAACAAUACGGUGGGUUUGUGAGGAGAUCCCCGACCUUAAGCUGGCCAUGGAAAACUACGUGCUGAUCGACUAUGACACAAAAUGCUUUGAGAGCAUGCAGAGGCUGUGUGACAAGUACAACAGGGCCAUCGACAGCAUCCACCAGCUGUGGAAGGGCACCACGCAGCCGAUGAAGCUGAAGAGGCGCCCGUCCCCCGGCCUGCUCCGGCACGUCCUGCAGCAGGUGUACAACCACUCGGUCACCGACCCCGACCGGCUCAACAACUACGAGCCCUUCAGCCCGGAGGUGUACGGCGAGACCUCCUUCGACCUGGUCACCCAGAUCAUCCAGGAGAUGGACAUGGUGGAGGAGGACACCUUCGUGGACCUGGGCAGCGGGGUCGGGCAGGUCGUGCUCCAGGUUGCUGCGGCGACCAGCUGCAAGCACUACUUUGGGGUGGAGAAGGCGGAGACACCGGCCCGCUACGCAGAGUCGAUGGACAGAGAGUUUAAGAGGUGGAUGAAGUGGUACGGGAAGAAGCACGGGGAGUACACGCUGGAGCGGGGUGACUUCCUGUCCGAGGAGUGGAAAGACAGGAUAGCGAACGCCAGUGUGAUAUUUGUGAAUAACUUUGCCUUUGGUCCCGAGGUGGAUCACCAGCUGAAGGAGCGGUUUGCUAACAUGAAGGAAGGUGGCAAAAUCGUGUCCUCAAAACCUUUUGCGCCUUUAAACUUUAGGAUCAACAGUCGAAACUUGAGCGACAUCGGUACCAUAAUGAGGGUGGUGGAGCUCACCCCUCUGCGUGGAUCAGUGUCCUGGACCGGAAAACCAGUGUCUUAUUACCUGCACACCAUAGACCGCACCAUACUUGAAAAUUAUUUCUCUUGCCUGAAGAAUCCAAAACUCAGGGAGGAACGAGAAGCAGCUAGGCGCCGACAACAGAAGGAGAACAGAGACAGCAAAAGCUCCUCCACAGCUAAGGUGCUGUGCAGGGAGGGGGGGCGUUUGGGGCUCCUGGCGCUGAAGGACUCCCCCGCGCCGCGGCGGUCCGGGCUCAUGGGGAAGGCCUGUAAGCUGGGCGGCGGCGGCGGAGGGAGGCGGGGCCGGCCCAGGAAGGGCGUGGCCUCGGCCGCCAUGGAGCGCCAGAACAGGAAGAACCAGCGAGCCCUGGAGCUGCUGCACGCCCGGACCCUGGCAGCAGCGCCCCCGCAUGACGCCUACAGGUCCCCUCAGAGGUCCCACUACCAGCUUACCCACAAGCCCCAGCGCGGCUCCUACGGCCAGUGGCUCCUGGCCCCCACCCCCCCGGCCCUGCAGCACCUGCUGGAGAGCAUAAAGGCUCAGUACCUACACUUCAUGUCCUACAUGAAGACCCCUCAGUACUGCUCCAACCUACAUCAGGUGCUGCAGCAGGAGAAGAGGAAGCACAGCGAGCUCUUGUGUCGCGUGAGGCAGCUGUACCGGGCCUGUCAGUCUCACAAGGAGAGGAUCAAAGGGCUGUUUCAGGGGAAACUGGAGGAGCUGGGAGUGCGGGCCCUGACUGUGGAGGAUCUGCUGCAGGCUCGGAGGGAGAUCUCCACCCACAACCAGCAGCUGAAGGAGAAGAGUCUGCAGCUGGAGAAGGACAUGGCCGACCUGCGGCGGCACAGCCUGGCCAUGCUGAAGGCUCGUUGUGAGGAGCUGAAGCUGGACUGGGGCUCUCUCUGUUUGGAGAGUUUACUGAAGGAGGGCCAGGCCCUGCGGAGCCAGAUCUCUGAGAAACAGCGCCACUGCCUGGAGCUGCAGAUCAGCAUCGUGGAGCUGGAGAAGAGCCACAGGCAGCAGGAGCUGCUGCAGCUCCGGGCCUACAGUCCCUGCGAGGACUCCCCCCGCCACAGGAGUCCGCCUAGCCUGGACCCCGAGAUGCCCAAGCUGGGCCCGGCCGACGCCCUGACCAAUGGGCGGAGCCCGGAGGCGGCCGUCAACGGGACCGCCUCCCCCCGCUUCGACAGGGGGGCCGCAAGGGCCGAGCUCCUGCCCCGCUACCUGCCCUCCCCCGACCACGAGCCGGCCGCCCCCGCCCCCGAAGCUCGGCACCGGCCGCCGGGCCUCCCCCUGCCGGACUACACCCGCUUCUCGCCCGCCAAGAUCGCCCUGCGCCGCCACCUCAACCAGGAGCCCUGCCACGCCUUUCCCCAGGGCCCUGAGUCCGGCGCUCAGAGGGGGGAUGUUGGAAAAGAGGGGCUCCUCUUGCCCCCUCCCAUCACUGCCAGACAGUACAGCGCCUCCCCCACAGCCUCCGAAACGCCUCACAGGACCACGCCCAAACCUGCAGAGCGGGUGAGUAGAAGCCCGGCUGGCUCCGUUGGCGAGGGCAUCACCAGCCUGCCCGUCAGGAUUCCGCUCAGCACCGUGCACCCCUGCAAACUGCCUGUCAGCAUCCCCCUCGCCAGUGUGGUGCUGCCCAGCCGAGCCGAGAGACUGAGGAGCACCCCGAGCCCCGUGUCACAUGACAAGCUGAACGGUCACAUGAACGGCAGGCAGCCUCACACCCCCACCUCAGGGACAGCAAUAGUAAACGGUGCUUCACGCUGCGGGACGGUCCUGCUGGAACAGAGUCCCGGCCCUUCCUCCUCCUCCUCUUCCUCGUCCCCUCGGCCGCACAGCACCCCGCAGACGGGGCUGCGCAGCCCUGCAGCCGGGCCGGGGGGGGCGCUGCAGAACGAGCCCCGCCCCCACCCCCCCGAGGGCGAGGGCCGUCGCCGCUUCUUCAUCUCCUCUUCCUCUUCCUCCUCUUCCUCCCCCUCGAGGGGCUCCCGGCGGCAAGCCGACGCGGACGAGGGAGGCCGCGAUCGCCACGGCGACCAUCACCGGCGCCACGGCCACAGCCAUCACCACCACCACCGCCACCAUCGCCACGGUCACCAUCGGCACGGUCACCAUCGCCACCGACGCCACCGCCACCAUUCACAGGAAGGGGGGAAGCACAGGAGGAGGAAGCGCAGGUCGUCCGGGCUCCCCCCCACAGAGGGGGGGUCCUCCAAAAAGAGGGCCGUCCCGGGGCUGGGCGGCCACCCCUCCGCCUCCCCCCUCGACAUGGGCUCUAUGGUGAGCAACAUCAGCCAGCCGCUGGAGAUCGAGGCCAUCUCGUCCCCGGAGCCCAGCACGCCUGGCGGCCCCCGCGGCCCCCACCACGGGCACGACCUGGACCAGCCACCCGUGCUGAAGCGAGAGCGCCCCCUGGAGGUGAACGGGCGUGGGCGCGACUCCUCCCCCGCCAGCUCUGACAGCGCGGGACCCAGGGACCGCCCCCGCACGCGGCCCGAGAGGCUCUUUCCCUCGGACAACAGAGACGGUCUGUCAGCAGCCAAUCAGAAGGGUGGGGCUUCGCUCGGCAGGAAGUCCAGCGGCCUUAUGGGAAAUGAAGUCCUGGCUUCGUCCUCGUCGUCUUCUUCCGGCAAGUGGAAGUCCACCUUCUCCCCGAUCACGGACCCCAAGCAGCCCCCGCCCGACCUGAGACGGGGGGCGUCGCCCUUCGGGGCGGGGGGCGGAGAGGGGGGCGGAGAUUCUGACUCUGAUGACGGACCGCGGCGGAGACGAGGGGCGGAAAGCGGGGCGGAGUCUCCGUUUGACGCUGCGGGACCCUCCCAGCUGAAACGCAGCCCCCUCCUCCCGCCCCAGGACCCGGGGGGGCCCGAGCCGCAGAACCCCAGAGGGAGGGCCGGGAAUGGCGGUCAGAACCCCUUUGGGGGCGGCGGCGCCCCCGGCAGGAACGCGGAAGCCUCUGCGGCAUCGGCCGGGCCCUACCCAGGCGGGCCGCCCCCUCCUGCGGGGGCUUCUGUCCUUCAGCCUCGUUUCGGGGGCCAGGCGGCCGCGCCCGCGCCGGGAGCCCCGCGAAUGGUGAACGGGCACACGGCCCACGGCACCGCCCCGACCUCCGGGCCUGCGGGGGGCGCUGCAGGAGGAUUUUCCCGCCACACUGUGACUCCGCCCACUUUUCGCCAGGCUGGGAUAGCCCCCCCGGGGGGUGCAGUGCUCCGCCCCUCUCCUCUCAGCUUCUCCCCGCCCUCGCACCCCCAGCUCCAGCGCAGCGAGCCCCGCCCCCUCCCCCCACCCAGCCCCGCCCACCAGGACCGCGCCCACUCCGUCCUGCGCUGCCCUUCGCCCCCCGUUCUGUCCCUGCCCCCGCUCCCCCCGCUGCUCACCGCCUCCCCGCCCCAGCCCCUCCUCUCCCGCUCUGACUCCGCCUCCCCAGCACCCCUCCCUCACCAGGCCCAGAGGAGACCUUCCUCCCUCUCGCUCUCCUCCUCCUCUUCCUCUGCUUCCGCUGCUCCUGGUGCUCCUCCUUCUUCUACCCGCGGCUCCCUCCCGCCACGCCCCCCCGCCCGGCCCGCGCCCCAGGCCACGCCCCCUCUGCCUCCAUUCAGUGCCCGGGGCGAUGGGUGGGGGGGUUCUUACACCUCCGCCCCGCAGACCCCCUCUGUCCGGCCCAGAUAGGACCGGGGCGGGGGGGUGGGGGAGGGGGAGAGAGGGGAGUGGAGAGAAAGCCGUAGGACUAUGGAGGUGGGGGGGGGGGGGAGGCACGUCUGCUCAACGUUGUCUGAGGAAAAGGUAACUAAAGCCAUCUACCUCAACCCAACCCAGCCCAACCCAACCCAACCGAUGCAACGGACAACCCUGCACCAAGGGGAGGGGCCUAUUCUGGUGCUCAGACGUUUGGAGAUCGCCCCCUGCUGUCAACAGGGGUACAAAGCACAAAGAGUUGUCCUGUCCACAACCUCUCUCUAGGAGGGAUGACUUCAACCCCUGUGUGUGUGUGUGUGUGUGUUAGGGGUGCGAAAGUUACCGGGGUGGACUCUGACUGUUACCCCGCCCAAAUUUAACGGUGAGCCAGAGUCUGAACAGGAACCCUCCAUACCAGCGUCAAUAUGGGUAGGGGGAAAUGAACAUGUACUGCAUUUUCACAUUUGUGCAUUCAUUUGUGUAUAUUUACAUGUAUAUAUUUGUAUAUAUGUGUGUUUUGUGAAGUGUGUGUGUGUGAGAAUAUAUAUAUUUAUACGUUUGUGUGUGUGUGUGUUUGGAGUUGUUGUUUGGAAUAUCCAUUUCUAAUCAUGUAUUUGGAUUUGCGAGUCUGUUUUGUUGAGUCUGUACAUUGUGUGUGGGUGUGGGUCUGUAUGUGUAACUGGGUGUGAUGAAUUGUGCAGCUACAUCCUGCUUGUGUCCACAGUCUCUGUCGCUAGUCGCUAGCUUACACGAUCUCUUAAAAAUUACUUGAUGGUUUAAAAUCAGCUAAAUCCCAACUGUUUUUGUUCCGUUGUGAGCCGCAGAUUAUGUUUUGCAAAUGAUUUCUGGCUCAUGUUUAAAGGACGUAAGGGAAUCAUGAAUUAAAAGCUUUAUUACGAUAAACGGACACAGACCGAGCUGAAAUGAAACCAGACCAACUGAGCAGAUGUGUCUGUGCUGUCAUAUCAGGGACUGCAUGACUAUAACUGACAGACAUGGGGUCUCAACCACUUUGAUUAAGCCAGCUAUGGCUAGCAGUUGUCAGGGCAACAUGCUCCUUUGAUUGGCGUUAGUUCUCUUGUAGUACUGUGCAGACUGUUGUUUACGAAAUAGUCACUGGCUCUCCUGUGUGUGGCCUGUAAGGUGUAAAAUAGUCACUGGCUCUCCUGUAGUACUGUGUGGCCUGUAGGGUGUGGAAUAGUCCUGCUUUUGAGGGAGUGUUUCAGAGCAGCAAUUGCUACAUUUAAAUUACAUUGAAAUGUAGACAGACAAGACUGAGCGAGCGGUCGGCUGUGGUGUUGGACAGUUGCCAGACUCCUCACCCUCUUUGGGAUGUUAUCUGUGGUCAGGCAGACAUCGCAGGGCCCACAGAAUAACCCCCCCUCCAUUAAAUGGUGCUAUUAAAAUACAUCUCUUUUUUUAAAUUUGUGAAAUGCUACUGCCUCAGGAAGUCAGUGGCUUUGUGUUUGCACGGCUGUGGGGUUUGAAGCAGCCGGCGAUGAAUGAUUAACUCUGCGCACUUUCCGUGUUGCAGACUCUCUGGCCCAUUGGAUCUCCCAGCUGAUGGGGUUUCGCCCGCAGACACUUUAAUGUUUAGCCCGCGGGCGGCCGGCAGUAGCGGCAGCCGCGGGCGAUCGAGCCCCUGCUUUUCCCUUAAUCGCUCAUCAUUGGCUGGUUUCGGUUGACCCUCCAGUGGGUACAUGCCCAGCGUGCUUCAGUGAACACUCCCAGCAUGCCUCUUGUUUUUUUGUCCCGUGACGAUGCCAGAGUUGCGGCUGUGUUGUGUUUUUUUUUGUCACGGGGCAGAAGCUCACGCAGCUCAAAAGGAGAACCAGUUUCGGCCACUUUUAAAACCUCAGCUGCGGGGGGGGCAGGGGGGGAGGGGUUUCGAUCUUCGUGCAGUCAGCAGACACGGUGUAAAAACGACCCGUUACCCCCCCUCCCCCCCGCUUCAAGCGCAGGCAGGCUGGAGUCGGUCAGCCUCGCAGUCGGACGUGUUCAGACACGGCUGGACUGCCUGGGGGGAAACGAGGCGGGCGGGGGCGGGGGCGGGGGUGGGGGCGGGGGCGGGGCUCGCUCUGUCCCUUUGGCACACCCCCGCAGAGGGAACACGGACAGCGUCUGGAGGCCUGAUUCAGGCUCGCUUGCGGCUCGCUUGCCCAGUUUGGCGCGUGAUUCUGAUUGGCGGUGCCCCUGGAGACGGUUGCCGUGAAAACAGGCGGGAGCGCUGACUUCACAGAGACGUCUCGCAGGAGGCGAGGGCGAGGGCGAGGGUUAGGCAGCUCGGCAUCAGUUUCUUACUUCACAUUGAUUUGGGUAUUUUGUCAGUACGGCACUCAAUAAAGAUAAUGUGGCUGUGGUGCCUGGAUGAUGAUGAUACACAUGGAAGUUCCUCAGUCCGGUUUUAUAUGUUACCGUGCGCUUACUUCAGUAGACCUUGUGGAUUCAAAAUGUAUGUUGAAUGCACAAAAAAAAAAAAAGGAUUUUUCAUUUUUUACCCCAGAUCAAGCUCAGCUUGCAUCUGGUGAAUCUUUUUCAGAGUCUCUGGUUGAUGUCCUUCGGUCGCUGCACAGAAGAGGAGAGUGGGGGGGGGGGGGGGUCUCAGAUUUCAGGUCACACUCGAGGGGGGGGGGGGGGGUGCUAUCGGUGCUAAGCCCAGUCCCUUCACUUCACAGCCUUCCUUUCUGCCACCGGUACAGCCAGCCAGUGCUCAGUACGCCCCCCACACGCCGGCCUGCUGGUGCACGUGUCCUGUGUGCUCCUUCAGUCUCGGGCCUGUUUCGCCCUUCCUCUGAAACGUUGCUGUAACAGUAGAGUGGUAUAGAAUGGUAGUUCUAUAGGUUCUCUGUUAUUGGGACGGAGUUCUAUAGAGUGGUAGUGGCAUAGGUAACGUGGUAGUGGUAUUGGUGGCAUUGGUAUAGACUGCUAAUGGUUUAGAGGUGUGUAGACUGGUAUUGGUAUAGCGUGGUAGGGGUAUUAAUAUUGAGUUAUAUAGUCUGGUAUUGGUAUAGAGCGUUUUGUGGUGUACCGGUAUUGGUGGCAUUGGUAUAGACUGGUAUUGGUGUAGGGCGUUAGUGGUGGACUGGUAUUGGUAUAGAGCUUGGUAUAGUGGUAUUGGUGUAGACCUGUAUAGACUGGUAUUGGUACAGAGCAGUAGUGCUGUACAGGUAUUGGUAUAGAUGUGCAUAGACUAGUAUUGGUAUAGAUCUUGGUAUAGUGGUAUUGGUAUAGACCUGUAUAGAGCUUGGUGUAGUGGUAUCGGUGUAGACCUGUAUAGACUGGUAUUGGUAUAGAGCAGUAGUGGUGUAGUGGUAUUGGUAUAGAGCAGUAGUGGUGUAUUGGUAUAGAUGUGUGUAGACUGGUAUUGGUAUAGAGCUUGGUAUAGUGGUAUCGGUGUAGACCUGUAUAGAGCUCGGUAUAGUGGUAUCGGUGUAGACCUGUAUGGACUGGUAUUGGUAGUAGAGCAGUAGUGGUGUAGGUGGUAAACAGUAGUAGUGGUGUGGUAUAUAAGCAGUGUUGGGGUUUCUGAUAACCGCACAGCAGUGGAUGCUGCAGUUUGUCCAUGUCUGGGCGGUGCCUGUUGCGGGUGCGGCAGUGAGCACGUCUGCAGUGAUGCAUCCGUGACGCUUCCAGGGCUCAGCGACGCUCCGGACUUUUCUGUGAGCCCUCAGUCUGCAAAAGCAGACAGUUAAUUAGGCUGUUUUUUUUUGUUGUUUUUUUUGUGUUUUAGGCUGUUGUGUUUUUUUAAACUGGUGUUCAUAUCGGUGCUGCUUGUAUAAAAUACAUGACUUGUGUGCAAAGCUUAAAGAAAACAAAAACACCUUCGUACAAAAAUCACAUCUUAUAUUUUGUUUUCCCUUGUGCCCAGCUGUUAGCAUUUUGUCGCAGUGGCCUGCACACCAUAGAGGUCUCUGAUUGUGUGCGGAUGCUGCAGCCUCCGGACAGGAGCUCUGGUGCUGUACCGGUGCAUCCUCUGUGGUGCUUUAGGCAUUGCAGGGGUGUCGUUAUCUUACAGGCAUUUAGCAUAUGCGCUUAUUCAGAGCGACUUGCACAUCUUUUACCCCCAUUUUUUUCCCCCAUUUACGUAGUAUCCAUUUAUACAGCUGGAUAUGUACUGAUGCAGUUCUGGUUAAGGACUUUGUUCCGGGGUACUACCUGGGAGUCGAACCUGCAACCUCUAGGCAAGGUGACUGUGACGUCAGUCUGAGGAGAGACUAGGAGCCUUGGUGCUUGGUGCCCCCCCCCCGACUUUUGGCGCUUUUAUCCAGCACCCACUGCAGGCUGUGAUACGGUGGCUAUUUAACACGCCGGGGAUGAUGUCAUAAGCACAGUGUGCACUUUUCUGUCUCUUCAUCGUCCUCGAAUUGAAAGGAAUGCGUUUGCUUGCAAACAGAGAAGCAGAGCAGUGCAUUGUGGGGGCACAGAGAGUGUGUCACGUCUCGCCCAAUUAAUGCUCAUGGAGUGAUUUGAAUUUCUCUUUGAGACACUAUACGUGUGUGUGUGUGUGUGUGUGUAUAUACAGGAUAUAUAUGUUGUGUGUGUGAGUGUGUGCACGCGUGUCUGCGUCUAUUGGUUUUUAGGAUGUAUCCAUGUUCUCAAAGAGAAGCAAAGCUUUUUGAAGCUUUACAGCCAAAAUUCUGUUUUAGAAACUAAAGAAUUAAAAUAAAAAAUGAAUAAAAAAGAAUAGGUAUGGACUCUUCAUUUUGCUGAAGCAGUCAUUCAUAUAGGGGCUAGUAGGAAGAGUCCUUUCUUAGAUGCACUGGAAGGUCUUUUUAAUGAUGUUGUUUAUUAUGACUGUAAAGAUUUACUCUUUGUGUUUGAUGUUUGUUGUUGCUGUUGUAAGUUUUUUUUUUUUUUUUUUUACUGAUACCAAUAUUACCAAUAUCCAGGUAAAGUCCCAAUAUCCUUAAAGAGCAAGGUGCUUCCCUACACUUUAAACAAGGACAAAGCAGUCAUGCAAAUGCAUGUUGUUGUUUCUCUCGUGCUUAAGAGGGGGAAAAAAAUUAAUAAUGUUGAAAUCAAGUAUAUACAAGUUAUACAAAGUUUGGUUUUUUUUUUUUUUAAAUUAUUUAUCUUUUAUUUGCAUGUCCGAGACGGGAGUCAGGCAGAGGUCUCCAUGGCAACUGUCUCCAUGGCUCCUCCUACUGCCGGGUCAGUUUUUUCUGUGUCUGGUUUUAUUGGCUUUGCCCUUGAGGUUCAUAAGCCAGUCUCACCAAAACUGACCCUACAGGAGCUGGUGAAACGGCAGCUGAACCGGCCGAUUCCAGCCUCACAGGACAUUCAGUGGCUGUGACGAAGGGUUCCCUUCACACUCUUCAUUUUUAGGUGGGCAAAUAAAUCUUAAGAAACCAGUUUCCUGUGUAAAUAUUAGCACUAGAUGUGGAUCGACUUCCACAAGAGAAAUGCUGUCCUUUCUGGCCAAAUCUGAGUUGUGGUUUCAAGCAGGAAUCCCUUUUGUUUUUACAGGAUUCGUUCCUGGAUAAUAUUUGUAUAUUUAUUCUAAAACUGCUGAGUCCCACUGUAAAGCAAUUCUUUUUAUUUGCAUGAACUGUCAGCAGUUUGGUCUUCCUGCAAUAGCAACUGUUAUUCUUCAGGUUUUAAAAGGGUUUUUUUUUUUUUUUGGCUUGUUUUUAUAACCACAGGUAACGUGUAUGUUAACAAUGGUGCUUUUUCUGUGAACUUCCUCCUUCUCGACCGUGAUUGUGAAAUAGAGGCUCGCUGUUGCACAAUUAUGACUGCAUUUGUCUUGAAAAGACGCAUUUAUUUGACUUUUCCCUUCCCUUUCGUAAACACACACCAACCACCACUUCUAGCGUGUACUGUGAAGAUUACUGUUUUUGAGAUCUCAGUUUUCACAUUUGUGAUUGUUCCUACUCCUCAACCCUGACCCUAACCCCCCCUCUCCCUUAAUCUUUCUGUUCCCUCCCCCCCCCCAUCCCAUUUCCAUUGGUACACAGGUCACUCCUGUUUAGGUUAGACAUGCUGUACUUCACUCCUGCUUUUGUGUUAAAAUGUAAACACUGUGGACUGAAAUUGCAUGUUUGUUUUUUUUUGUUUUUUUUUAAUACAUAUACUAUUUUAUAUCUGUAGUAAUGACAGAGAAGGUUGAGGUGAAAUACCAACCAGUAGUUCUGCUGGUUUCAUCCCCCCCCCCGAUCAGGGUCUGAUUUAAACCUCCAGGUGAGUGUAUGUAAUCUCUAGCCAAACAGUGACAUUACUGGACUGUCAGGCAGAAGACAGAACCAGCAGCACUACUAUCCUUGGGGGCCACACUUGAGUGUCCCUGGCCUGCCUGUUCAAACUGUUUGGGUGGCGAUGGAAAAAAAUGUACUGUUUCUACACCGGUGCUUCUCUCUGGCAAUGCAAACAAUAUUGUGCGUUUGGUUUAACAUGCUUUGGGGGGAUUUUCCCAGCCUUUCUUGUAAUUGCUAAUAAAAUAAUGUUUCUUUGUAAUAA
Messenger RNA from Anguilla rostrata (American eel), 11626 nucleotides. Its product is annotated as histone-lysine N-methyltransferase, H3 lysine-79 specific-like. Lineage: Eukaryota; Metazoa; Chordata; Actinopteri; Anguilliformes; Anguillidae. Bases 593 to 5164 code for a protein of 1523 amino acids. The record is from RefSeq and is a predicted model, not a curated record. Gene Ontology annotation, biological process: regulation of transcription regulatory region DNA binding; DNA repair; DNA damage checkpoint signaling. Gene Ontology annotation, molecular function: histone H3K79 methyltransferase activity. The transcript has 30 exons. Gene Ontology annotation, cellular component: nucleus.